UAAACCCACGUUGAAAUUUUUUAUGUAACCUUUUGCAGGUUUGGUAAAAUUUUACCAAGUUUGCAAGCAUAUUUAUGCUUGAUGUCAUUAUUGAAAGUUAUUCUCAGGUUUAAAUUGCCAAAUCCACUUCAUUCUGUUUCAGAAUCCGUCACUUUAAGAACAAAACAAACCUUCGCGUCAUUUUCAUUCAGAGCAACAGCGGAAGUUAUUUCAAGCACUUCCGGAGCUCAUUUUCAGGCCAGACAACAUACAUUUUGUACAAUGCCGGCGAAGAAAGAAUUCAAGAGAUUACCGACAGACGUUAAACCAGAGAACUACAACCUGCGUCUACAACCAGAUCUACAAAAAUUCACCUUCAAAGGACAUGAAACCAUUGAUGUCAAGGUCGUAUCCAGCACAAACAGCAUUACUCUAAACAGUGAGGAGAUCGAGAUCCAGACAGCUUCAUAUAAAGCCGCAGAUGCUGGAGACCAGAGUGUGAAAGCGGAGGUGAAAUUUGAACCAGAGAAUGGAGUGGUGGUGUUAUCAUUCCCCAGUCCUCUCCAGCCAGGAAGUGGUCAACUGUCCAUUGAUUUCACCGGUCAGCUGAACGACAAGAUGAAGGGGUUUUACAGAAGCAAGUACACCUCACCCUCAGGGGAGGAAAUGUACGCAGCCGUCACACAGUUCGAGGCAACAGAUGCUCGGAGGGCGUUCCCUUGCUGGGAUGAACCAGCGGUCAAGGCCACAUUUGAUGUCACCCUGGUAGCUCCUAAAAAUAGAGUGGCUCUCUCUAAUAUGCCAGUAAAAUCAGAGAGUGAUUUACCUGAAGACAACACAUGGAAGGUGGUGUCCUAUGAGCGGACUCCCAUCAUGUCUACAUACCUCCUGGCGUUCGUCGUCGGGGAGUAUGAUUACGUGGAGGGUAAGGAUGCGGACGGGGUGUUGGUCCGAGUCUACACCCCUGUGGGGAAGAAGGAACAGGGACAGUUUGCCCUAGAAGUGGCUGUGAAGACCCUCCCAUUUUACAAGAACUACUUUCAGAUUGCGUAUCCCCUACCAAAAAUAGAUCUCAUUGCUAUUGCUGAUUUUGCUGCAGGUGCCAUGGAGAACUGGGGACUGGUGACGUACAGGGAGACAGCUCUGUUGAUUGAUCCUAAGAACUCCUCCUCCAAAACCAAGCAGUGGGUGGCUCUAGUGGUGGGGCAUGAGCUGGCUCAUCAGUGGUUCGGAAAUCUAGUCACUAUGGAAUGGUGGACACACCUGUGGCUUAACGAGGGAUUUGCGUCCUGGAUUGAGUACCUGUGCGUGGACUACUGCUUCCCUGAGUUUGAUAUCUGGACACAGUUUGUCAACCAGGACUUAGGCCGGGCCCUGGAGAUGGACGCUCUACAUAACAGCCACGCCAUAGAGAUUCCAGUUGGACACCCAGAUGAGGUAGAUGAGAUUUUUGAUGCCAUAUCCUACAGCAAGGGGGCGUCGGUCAUCAGAAUGUUACACAACUACAUCGGAGAUGAAAGCUUUAGGAAAGGAAUGAACCAAUACCUGACCAAGUUUAAGUAUAAUAACGCCAUAACCGAGGACCUGUGGGAAUCCUUAGGAAAAGCCAGCGGCAAACCGGUGCUGGACGUCAUGACAACGUGGACCAAACAAAUGGGUUACCCGGUAGUCAAGGUUAGUGAGAAGCAAGAUGGCAACAGUAGAGUUUUGACGUUGACACAGGAAAAGUUCUGUGCUGAUGGAGUGCAACCUAAAGACGGAUCCUUCUCCUGGAUGGUGCCGAUUUCCAUCAGUACGUCCAGUCAACCCGACAAACCAGCAGUCGUCACACUUCUAGACAAACCAACAAUAGAAGUCACUGUUCCCAACGUCAAACCUAAGGAGUGGGUCAAGGUGAAUAUGGAGUCUGUAGGGGUAUACAGAGUUCAGUACACAUCAGAGACCCUGGACAAAUUCAUACCAGCCAUCAAAAACAAGAACCUCCCUCCCCGAGACAGACUCAGUCUACAGAGCGAUCUGUUUGCACUCGCUAGAGCUGGGAUGAUUUCGACGGUAGACGUUCUAAAGGUUGUGGGAUCCUUCGUUAACGAGGAUAACUACACGGUGUGGAGUGACCUUGCCAGUAACCUGGGACAGAUCAGCAUUCUACUACAGAACACAGACGGAUUCGAGGACUUCAAGGCCUUCAACAGGCGACUGUUUAAACCUGUGGCACAGACUCUGGGCUGGGACCCCAAAGAUGGAGAAGGACCUCUGGCUGCUAUGUUGAGGGACUUGGCUCUGACCAGACUUGGUAAAUACGGAGAUGAAGAGACGGUGUCUGAAGCAAAGAAAAGGUUUGAGGCCCACGUCUCGGGAAAGGCUCUCCUCCCCGCAGAUCUGAAGACCCCGGUUUAUAUUACAGUGAUGGCAAACGGCAGUGAAGAUGAUUUCAACAAAAUGAUGAAGUUAUACGAUGAAGCAGAUAUGCAGGAGGAGAAGAACCGACUGAGCCGAUGUAUGGGGUCCAUUAAGAGUGACGAUCUGAAGAAGAAAGUGCUAGAGUUUGCAAUGUCUGACAAAGUGAGAUCCCAGGAUACCGUGUUUGUGAUCGGCGGAGUUACGGGGACUGUCCAGGGGAGAGAAAUCUGCUGGCAGUUUGUCCAGGACAAGUGGUCAGAGCUCCACGAGAGAUACAAGGGGGGAUUCCUUCUGUCUCGUCUUGUGGAGCUUUCAACAGAGAAUUUUGUCACAGAAGCACGGGCCAAAGAAGUAGAGAAAUUCUUUGAGGCUCAUCCUGCACCGGCAGCAGAAAGAAAAGUCCAGCAAUCCGUUGAGAACAUCCGACUGAAUGCCAAGUGGAUGGAGAGUCAGGCCGACAAGGUCGUGGAUUUCCUCCGCAGUCAGUGAACAAAUCCGACAAGAUCCGACCAGAUGUGUAGUGCUUAUAAAGCAACAUUCCUGAUUUAAUUGUCAAUAAACCAGUAUUAUUGAUCAGUCUUAUAACAUUUCUGAUUGUGGGUCCAUGAUCAAAAUUAAGAAGGUACCAAAUAAUACGUGCUAAGAACAUUAAUUGUUCUAUAAAAACUGUUGAUUGAUCAAAACAGUUAUGUAACAAUUAGUUUAUCAUCAAGUAAUGGUAAUGGUAAAAAAAAUCUAAAUGACUAAAGUCUUCAGAUCCACUGAAAUAAAAAUAAAAAA
Messenger RNA from Saccostrea cuccullata (small rock oyster), 3159 nucleotides. Its product is annotated as puromycin-sensitive aminopeptidase-like. Gene Ontology annotation, biological process: peptide catabolic process; proteolysis. Gene Ontology annotation, molecular function: metalloaminopeptidase activity; peptide binding; zinc ion binding. The transcript is spliced from 19 exons. The record is from RefSeq and is a predicted model, not a curated record. Gene Ontology annotation, cellular component: cytoplasm. Bases 82 to 2868 code for a protein of 928 amino acids. Lineage: Eukaryota; Metazoa; Mollusca; Bivalvia; Ostreida; Ostreidae.